Molecule: messenger RNA, 936 nt
Organism: Mycena indigotica
Lineage: Eukaryota; Fungi; Basidiomycota; Agaricomycetes; Agaricales; Mycenaceae
Exons: 4
Coding region: 1-936 (311 amino acids)
Source: RefSeq, a predicted model, not a curated record
AUGCUGCUCGCUGACUCAGACGCCGAUGGCGAAGAACACGUCAACGCCUGUUGGGCAAUCGUCGUUCUGGAUCGUGCCUGGUCGGUUGUCAUGAACACACUCCCGAAUUGGACCAAUCCUAUCGAAACUCCAUGGCCGGGCACCAAGGUCUCUGGGAUGACCGACAUUGUACAAACCUUCCUCGCUGUAGGCGACCACCAGCCGCCCAAGUCCUCAAAGGAACUACUUGCCAAAGCCGCUGUGCUCUGGGAGGCUGCGAACCAUCUAGUUACCCGAUCUGAGUGGAAACCUGGUUCUCCGCAUAAUGUCGAAGCAGCACAAGCCUUCUACGACCGAUUUUCUGCCAUCGACAAACGUAUCGAGGAAAUUUGCAGCCCACCAAAUCCCUCCAGUCAAUCCGAUCCUUCGUCCAUGGAUCAACAAAAUGACCUCGUUGGUCGGAGUAUGGCCCAUGCAGCCGAAAUCCAACUUCAUCGUCCCUUUGCCCAUCAAGAAGACAACCAAUUGACGCAAGAACGCUCUCAACAGCGCUUUCUCGAUGCCGCGCGCGCGAUUUUGCAUUUGGCCCUGAAGGAACUGACCAUGCUGACGGGCAAACGCACAACCACACGAAAAUGGGACCACACCCAGCUUGUCAGCAUGGCACAUCUCCCUAGCGCAUCCGGGAAGCAUCAAAGCGGCUCAGUUCACCUGCGGACUGUCCACGUUGAACAUGAUGUUGUCGAUCAUGCCCAAGGUUUACGGGAAGCCCUUGACAAGGACAAAGCGGCCGUCGCGGACUGGGCAUGCGAACAGUCGAUUGAUGGGGAGGUGGAAGGCCUCUUCUCAGUCUGCUUGAACAGACUCGCAGGAACAGCACUCUUGGUUUCGAAAAGGCGGAGGUUGAGCGCAAAGUUGGGGGCCAUGGACUCACUGGCAUUACUUAACGACAUCUGA